ACCUUUAUUUUGGAGAUUUCAGAGCGCUAUUGGUGCAUCGUGGCGCUGGCAACAUUACUAGUUACGAGCUGAAAUAUUCUGCGAGAACCCUAUCAACAUACUUUCUGCAAUCAGUAUCUUACUUAAAUAUUUUAUUGAAACCCCAUGAUGGAUGCAAUAUACACCCAAGGCAUCUUGAUAGCUGAAACUCUUCAGCAAAAAACGAAGAGUCAAGAAAAGCUUUGGCUGAUUGCCACUCACCUCGGGGACCCUAAAGCUGCCUUCCUUCUCAUCUUUCCAUUGGCAUAUUUUCUCAGCAAAAAGACUGGAGUGGCUAUUGUCUGGGUAGCAGCUAUAACUGAGUGGUUAAAUUUGAUAUUUAAAUGGAUGCUCUUUGGGGAGAGACCUUUUUGGUGGAUUGGAGAAUCACAUUUAUAUGAAAAUAACCCUCCCAAGGUCAAUCAGUUCGCCUCAACUUGUGAAACAGGUCCAGGCAGUCCAUCUGGCCAUGCUAUGGUUACCGCGGCAGUCUGGUGGGUGAUGGUUUCCUCCUUGGGUUCACGUCUGUACUCCCGUACACACAGUGUGCUGAUAGCUGCAGUACCCUACCUGUUUUAUCUGCUCCUGUUGGUCGCAGUUGGACUUUCUCGUAUCUUCAUUCUGGCUCACUUUCCCCAUCAGGUCAUAGUUGGGUCUUUGACAGGCUUAAUUAUAGGAGUAAUUUUGAGCCGUACGGUUCCUGAACAUCGGCCUUUAAGGUUCUAUGUGUGCUGCAGUUUGGGCCUGCUCAUCGGUACUCUACUGUUCCACACAGCGCUAGGGCAGCUGGGGAUCGACCUAUCAUGGUCCAUUUCAUUGGCUAAGAAGUGGUGCUCCCAUCCUGAGUGGAUUCGGCUGGACACCGCCCCCUUCUCUUCACUCACACGUGACUGUGGUGCCAUUCUGGGUUUAGGCCUGGCCCAGCAUUGGAAGCCCGAAGGAUGGACUCUCCCCUGGGCCCCCAGAGCUCUGUGCCUGGCCCUCUCCUCCAUGGCUCUCUAUCAUGUCAACCGCCUGCCACUUCCCAUCCAGCCACAGCCUCUCUUCUACGGCCUCUUCUUUCUCAAAUUCAUCAUAGUGCCCCAGGUGGUCAUGGUCUUUAUACCUGGGUUGGUGCAACUGCUAACUGCCAAAAAAAAGAAGGAUUGAAAAUGAACCUCUGAGGACAAACUUGUAUUUUCAUGGACACUCCUAAAAGAGGUAGAUAAACAUGGACUUUCAAGACAGAACAGUUAAGUUAUUUUGAAUGACUUUCCUCCAGUGCAUCUAUUGAUGCAUGUGGGAAUUAAAUCUAUGCAUUGUAUGAUUCCUCUUCAUAUUGAAUACCACUCAUUGUAUUGCCUUCUUUGUAAUUGUUAUCAAAUGGGUAAAGUGGUUGUGGUAGUGUCGGAUUAAAACAGUGCCAUCAUCUGGUCAAACCAAGGUAAUUAUUUUAGUCAUAUUGUACUAUUUGAUGCUUGUAGAUACCAAAAAAGCUUACUCCAAGUGCUUUUAGUUUACAUAUGUUGUUAAAUUGCAUUAUUAACCUCAGAAGUAAAUAAAAUAACUGACAUGCCGGACAUGUUGGUAGCCAUUUAUAAAUAUGUUAUUCUUCAAUACAGGUCGACUGUACAGAUUACAAUGGUAUCAUGGAAUAGAAACACAUUCUUUUUAUUAUUGUUUUCAAUUAAACUUUUUGUCACAGCGCUCUGAAAGCCCACAUGUACAGACAAGAGAACUCUGCUUAGCAAGCAAAUACAUUGAAACAAAAUAAAAAAUAGAAAACUUC
Molecule: messenger RNA, 1786 nt
Organism: Osmerus eperlanus (European smelt)
Lineage: Eukaryota; Metazoa; Chordata; Actinopteri; Osmeriformes; Osmeridae
Gene: g6pc3
Product: glucose-6-phosphatase catalytic subunit 3
Exons: 6
Coding region: 145-1167 (340 amino acids)
Biological process (GO): glucose 6-phosphate metabolic process; gluconeogenesis
Cellular component (GO): membrane
Molecular function (GO): glucose-6-phosphatase activity
Source: RefSeq, a predicted model, not a curated record